AUGCAAAGAGAAAUGUCUGGCGAAGAAAAUUCAAUUCCACAAUCAGUGGGGAUUCAAUCUGGUGAAGACUUAUUCGCUGCUCUCAUUUCAACGGUCCAUCCCCGAUUUUCUGAAUUGCUUUCUCAAAGUUCACAAGCACCAAACCCCAUUGAAUUGAAUCAUUUGAACAGAGAUUUCCCAAUAACAGCGCAAUCGAUUUUCCAUCCAAUUUUUAACCCUCUUAGCAGCACGAUGGUGAACCAGAGAAAUUCUAUAGAAACAAUGCCCAAUUUAAGCUUGUUUUCACUACCAAGCAUAUUUGACACUGGCAGAUCAAUUCGAGAUUUUCAAGAGCCGCCACAAAUCAGCAUUUCAAGUGCGAAUCGAAAUAGGCAACAGAGAGGUGACGAUAGUGGAUUAGGUACCUCAUUGAUGCUCUCCUUUAAUGCUACUGUAAAUUUGAAACGAGUUUCAAGGGAAUUUUGUGUUAGUGAGGCUGACCAGCUUCCAUCGACGUCAAUGCGAAGCCUCCGUUUCAAUGUCGAUACUGCUCGAAAGCCUAUACGAGAAAAUCCUCCUGUCGAGUCAAAUGAAGCUGUUCCUUUAAUUGGAUAA
This is a messenger RNA of Rodentolepis nana, 594 nucleotides long. The record is from the annotation of a GenBank genome assembly. NCBI's taxonomy places the organism in Eukaryota, Metazoa, Platyhelminthes, Cestoda, Cyclophyllidea, Hymenolepididae.